GGACAGGGUGCGCGGGAGGCACGCAGAGCUCGGGGCUGCCUGCGCUCGCAGCGCCUGGGGAAUUGGCUGUGGGCGAGGCGGCCCUGGCUGCCCUUUAUCGCUCGCUGGGCUCGUCUUUUGAAACUUUAUCAGUGAGUCUCACCACUAGCCGCAGACGCGAGCGGCGGGGGGGCGGGGGCGCAGAGGCGCCGGCAGCCGUGACGAGGCGCUCCCGGAGCUGAGCGCUUCUGCUCCGGGCACGCAUGGCGCCCGCACACGGAGUCUGACCUGAUGUAGACGCAAGGGGGUUAAUAUGAACGUCCCUCUCGGUGGAAUCUGGCUCUGGCUCCCUCUGCUCUUGACCUGGCUCACCCCUGAGGUCAGCUCUUCAUGGUGGUACAUGAGAGCUACAGGUGGCUCCUCCAGGGUGAUGUGUGACAAUGUGCCAGGUCUGGUGAGCCGGCAGCGUCAGCUGUGCCACCGACACCCAGAUGUGAUGCGUGCCAUUGGCCUGGGUGUGUCAGAGUGGACCGCAGAGUGCCAGCACCAGUUCCGCCAGCAUCGCUGGAACUGCAACACCCUGGACAGAGAUCACAGCCUCUUUGGCCGGGUCCUCAUCCGAAGUAGUCGGGAAUCGGCCUUUGUUUACGCCAUCUCUUCAGCUGGCGUUGUAUUUGCCAUCACCAGGGCCUGUAGCCAAGGAGAAUUAAAGUCCUGCUCCUGUGAUCCAAAGAAGAAAGGAAGUGCCAAGGACAGCAAAGGCACUUUCGACUGGGGUGGCUGCAGUGACAACAUUGACUACGGGAUCAAAUUCGCCCGUGCCUUUGUAGAUGCCAAGGAAAGGAAAGGCAAGGAUGCCAGAGCCCUGAUGAAUCUUCACAACAACAGAGCUGGAAGGAAGGCUGUAAAGCGCUUUUUGAAACAAGAAUGCAAGUGUCAUGGUGUGAGUGGCUCGUGUACUCUGAGGACCUGCUGGCUGGCCAUGGCUGACUUCAGGAAAACAGGCGACUAUCUCUGGAGGAAGUACAACGGGGCCAUCCAGGUGGUCAUGAACCAGGAUGGCACUGGCUUCACUGUAGCCAAUAAGAGGUUUAAAAAGCCUACGAAAAAUGACCUCGUUUAUUUUGAGAAUUCUCCAGACUACUGUAUCAGGGACCGAGAGGCAGGCUCCCUGGGUACAGCAGGUCGUGUGUGCAACUUGACUUCCCGAGGCAUGGACAGCUGCGAAGUUAUGUGUUGUGGGAGAGGCUAUGACACAUCCCAUGUUACCCGGAUGACCAAGUGUGAGUGUAAAUUCCACUGGUGCUGUGCCGUGCGCUGUCAGGACUGCCUGGAGGCCCUGGAUGUGCACACAUGCAAGGCCCCCAAGAGUGCCGACUGGACGACUCCUACAUGACCUCAGCGGAGGUCAUAUUCUCCCUUUCUUCCCUCAAGGACUCCAAUUACAUCUGCAAGGACACUGGACCUCUGGGUUGUUUUCAGGGGGCUGUUUCUUAAGGCAUGUAGCCUUCAUCUCAACAGAAACCCCUUUCCCCUCUUUGGGGCCCCAGGACUGGGAUCCACCUGCUGCACAUGAGUAUACCCUAUUCUGUCUAUCUUGGGCAUUCUGAGGUCACCUCUUUUCCUGCUGAUUUCUUUUUGGAAAUGGCAUGACAGGUUGUUAGAGGAGGAGGGCCAUGGCCCCCCACCACUGUCACCUAGACAUUUCCUCUUUCUUCUUUGGCUGUGGGGAGAAACAACAUCACAUAGCAGAGGAGUUUUCCUCUGGGUCUUCCCACAGAUUCCAACAGUUCAGAAUGUCCAUGCUUCCCUCUGGGGCUCUGGGUAGGUAUGGAAAGCAGAAUCGACUGACACCAAAAUUUCCUCCUAUUUUUUAAAAAGACUAAGCAAGGGCUUUAACAAAGUGAUAACUGUUGAUACCAUUCUUGGUGAUUGCCUAGAGAAGGAUAGCUUCCAAUAAACAUCAGGUUAAAAAAUGUAUGUUUUCAAAGAAUUUAUUGGAUAUUAAGCCCGGAUACCAUAGGGUCAGAAUGUUUGUCCUUUCUGACCGUGUUAUGUUGAACAUUCCUGUCAGCCAACACCUUAGAAAUUGAUUGUUUUUCCUCACUGUCCCAUCAGUUUAAGGACUCUUAAGAGAUAAGACUUCUCAGUGUGCUCUGUAGAGAAUCUGAAGGGGGAAUAAAUGAUCUAACAGUAUUAUAUAACUACUGGGUAAAUAUGGUCUAAAAAUAAUAAUACUAAUAACUUUGUGAGUGGAAUAUCAUAAAUAUGAUUGUAUGGGAAAAAAGAAAGAAAAAAGAGCAAAGAAAAAAGCAAAGAAAGCAAUAAAAUCCUAGUGAAAUUUUUGACUAAGACUACUUUGCAUAUGCCCUCACUUUGCAUAUGCCCACUUUGAGGACCCGUGUAGUACUGACAGAGAGGUCUUCAGAGCCUAGGAACCACUUUCCCAUACUCAGAUGCCCAUGAGAGCUAUGUUGUAUGUUGAGGAACAUUGGCUAGGAUCCACCAACCUUAAGGCCUGAUACUCCUGUGUUUGUUUAAUGCUUGCAAGAUGUAAGAGUGCAGCCUAGAGAAAAAUAGCACAUCACUUCACCUUUAAAGCUGGUAACACUACUGUACCACAUUGCAAGUGGUCUGUAACUUGGAGGCCAUAUUUAAGUAAUACAGCUGUAGUUACAGGAAUAUCCGUGUGGAAAUAGGGAUUGACUUCUGCUGGGAGAAGACAUUCAGAGAAAAAGGAGAGGCUGUAGGCCCCAAUUUAUGCUUUUAAUGUUAGAUGAAAGAAAGUGAAGUUGAUAAGUCUACUUCUCAUUGUGCUGCAUAAUCUAGUUCUUCCUCUACAUAUAAUUUCUUCAUCUAGCUGUAUUAGCUAAUAGGAUGUCUCCCAGUAUACAGCCAGCAUCAACUGGUACUUUCUUGAUGUUUCAUACUUUGCCCUUCAUUUUUUCCAUCCUUGUCCAAAUCUCUCAGCCUGAAGCUCAUGGACAGCAAAUAGCUGGAGUUCUUGUCAGAGCUAGUGUUAGCCUCUUACCCAUCUUAAAAUGACUGAGCUCCAAUACUGUCCUCUACUUCUCCCUUUCUUCCCUCUCCUUCUAGUGAUAGAAGUCAAAUCAGGGUCUUGUCCUUGCCAGGCGAGUACCUCUACCACUGAGCCACAUCUACAUCUGUUCUCUUUGUAUAUCAUGAAUUCAGUAAAUAGGAGCAAUGAGCAGGAAAGUGGCAACUCAGAACUUAGCAUGGGGAAGGCCUGGCUGGGUCAUGGCUCCCUGUAUCCUGGACACUGGGAAAGCUUUCAUGAGGGUCCCAAAGCUGCCAUCACUUCUUGCUACUAAGUGAACAGUGAAAUCUUAAGUCCAUGGAUAUCUUCAGGAUGGGGAAGGUGUCUACAGGAUAGCAGCUCCUUCCAGAUCAGGCAAUAGAGCUGUAGGGAUCCCUGCAAACAUCAGCUGGAACCCCAGUAUGAAUAGGACUUGAAAAAGGUUAGUUUGUCCAUUCAAAGGAACAAGUUUCUCUCAGACGAACUGACAGAGACUACAGAAUUUUUGCCUCCGGUGGAUAUUUAUCUCUUUUUAAUUAUGAUUGCUGAGAUGUUAAAUUCCUGAAUUUCUUUUUAUGCUGAGAUAUGUCCCUCUGAUAGGCAUCAAGGAACCAAGGCCUAUCCAUAUGAAGCCCAUAGACUUUGCUCUAGUAUGCAAGGACAUAGGACCAGUCCCUGCAGAGAGCAACGGGUCUUCCCUGGGGUGGGGCAGGGGAGGAGCAGAGAAGCAAAUGAAAUGUUCUCAUCUGCUUCUAUUUCCUAAAAAAAAAAAAAAAGACAUUUAUAUUUGAAAAGAAUUAAAACAAUAACUCCAAACUCACUUUCUUUAGGGUUUAGUGGAAGAUUGAUAUUCUGGAAGUCAGAAAUACUCUAAGACCUUGAUUAUCUUGGGUCAUUAUGAAAAGUCUAUCACACUUUAUUAGCAAAACAAAACAAGGAAGAUGUUCAUUCAGGUCAAACUUCCAUCAAACUGACCCCCCCUGCAAAUUGAAGUCAUACUAUAAAUUGGUCCUUCAGGCCUUCGUUAACGUUAAUUAAUUUCCUGCACUAUCUGAAUAUAUUUCCACAAUACAUCUUGACUAGUUUUCUAGGGUUUCUAUGGAAUAAUCAUAACAUAACCCUAAGAUUUAGCCUGUGGAUGGCUUUUUUCAACAGAUUUUCUUUACUAAAGUUGUUUCCAUCGCUUACUGACAGUUGUCUAUCGUCUGGAUGCUUGCUUUGUCAAGUAACCUUCCAAUUAUAGUACCCUCCCACAACCCCUUCUAGUCUGAAAUCAAUAUCCUAUCUCAAGAGGUCAGUUCUCCCCUCAAAUGUCUUUAGUCUGAGCAGGAAAGGACCAGAUCCAUAAGCAUACUCAGUUCCCAGUGUGCUCCUUCACUACCUGACAGAUUUCCAAGGAAGGGAGAGGGGGAAGGGACACAAGACUCUGCAAAACAUUUCCUAUUUGGUGUCACCAGGUUGAAACAGACACCUGAGAGAUGAAGUUAUUCCACUUGAGUGACAUCAGGUGAUGCAACCAGAUAUAAAGAAAAGAACCUGCCAGUUUUGUCCAUCUUUGUCCACCUUUCAAGUGACUGGCCAAGCUCUGUAAUCAUGGGUAAUGGCAUUUUCCAUUCUUGUUGGUCGUGCCUGCCCUUUCUGAUGUUGUUGCUUCCCUCCCAUCAAGCACCUUCUUCCUGAGAGUCAAGGGCCCUGACCGGAACUCAAGUUCCCUACCCAUUGGAUAGUUCUUUGCACUUGAAAUCAUCAACAUUUAUUGCAAUCAUCACUAUCAAAUUCCUUCACCUUAGAAUUCCUGCUCUUAAAGAAAACAAACUCAAGUAUUGGGUUGUUUUAUCAAAGAAGACAUCGUUAAAGUCAGAAUACUUCCCAAUGAGCAGAUCCUUUGUAAUUUAGAGAAGAUCCUUGCCAUCUGUGGCAGAGUUACAGCAGACCAUCUCAGAGUCCCUGCAUGACUGUGCUUGAACACCCCUGGACCAUAUUCUCAGCUUUUAGAGGUUGGCCUGGGGCUUGUGUCUCACACAGUUGAAAUACAUUCACCCAUCCUUGCCACAUACACAUACCUCUUGCACGAUUUCAAAAAUGAAAGCUCAGAGAAGUAUACAGAACCCUCUUUUGUGACUAGUUCUGUUUUUCAGUCUGAGUUUCCUUAUCUUAAGAGCAACAUUUGUACUUAAUAAACAGACCUCAAUAGUUCUAAAACUGGGAUAUAGCCUGGCAGGCAUGUGUUGAACUUCUGAGAAGAAAUGCUUGGCUGUGAGCUGACAGGUAAGGCAAGGUGACUUUGACCUUCUCCUCCUGAGGCAGAGGCAAGUCUCACUCACCCUUGAGAAUGGGCUUUACAUUUUUUCUGGGGAUCAGCAAAGUGACAAGUAGUUUGAAAUCCAACAUGAUCAUUAUUUUUCUAAACUAUAGUAAUUUCUAGCCCUGGCUGUUCUGUUUUGUUUUUCCUUUCUCCCCAAAAUUCCCAUGGAUUCCUCUUUAACCAAACCUCCCACUUCCAUAAGCUAAUAAAAGUGUCACAUCGGUUGUUAUAAAGAACUAUUGUUAUUUACAAGUUGGCAUUUUCUGUGAAAUCAAAGCAUAAUAAAGUGAAAUUUUGGUGUUAA
This is a messenger RNA of Mastomys coucha (southern multimammate mouse), 5625 nucleotides long. RefSeq names its product Wnt family member 2 (gene Wnt2). The record is from RefSeq and is a predicted model, not a curated record. Gene Ontology annotation, molecular function: cytokine activity; frizzled binding. Gene Ontology annotation, cellular component: extracellular region. The transcript has 5 exons. The coding region runs from base 293 to 1375 and encodes 360 amino acids. Gene Ontology annotation, biological process: neuron differentiation; multicellular organism development; canonical Wnt signaling pathway. NCBI's taxonomy places the organism in Eukaryota, Metazoa, Chordata, Mammalia, Rodentia, Muridae.